This is a messenger RNA of Dioscorea cayenensis subsp. rotundata (Guinea yam), 2600 nucleotides long. RefSeq names its product pentatricopeptide repeat-containing protein At4g02750-like. Gene Ontology annotation, molecular function: protein binding; RNA binding. The record is from RefSeq and is a predicted model, not a curated record. Bases 9 to 2267 code for a protein of 752 amino acids. Gene Ontology annotation, biological process: RNA modification. The transcript is spliced from 2 exons. Lineage: Eukaryota; Viridiplantae; Streptophyta; Magnoliopsida; Dioscoreales; Dioscoreaceae.
UGUUUCCCAUGUCCGCCAUGAGCUCUCCAUUGAGAACCAUGACGGAGAGAGGAGGAAGGAGGAGCCUUCUCUUCAGCGAAAAUCUCAAGCUUUCCCAGCUGGCGAGGUCCGGUAGGAUCGAAGAAGCCAUCAAGGUCUUCUCCUCCAUGACCAAUCGCAACACCGUCACCUGGAACUGUAUGAUCUCGGCCUACGCCAAAAAUGGCAGAGUGAGUGAAGCUAGGACACUCUUUGAUCGAAUGCCAUUCAAAAACCUUGUUUCCUGGAACACAAUGAUAGCUGGGUACUCUCAUAAUGGCUGCUCUAGUGAGGCCUAUGAGUUGUUCGACAGAAUGCCCAAGAGAGACCAGUUCUCUUGGACUUUGAUGAUUACUUGUUUUUCGCGCAAUGGUGAGCUGGAGAAGGCCAGGAGGAUCUUUGAUGCGAUUCCUGGACAGAAAAGUUCGGUUCUUUUUAAUGCUAUGAUUUCAGGUUAUGCAAAAAAUCAGAGGUUUCAUGAUGCUGUUCAGUUGUUAAAUGAAAUGCCAAUAAGAGACUUAGUUUCUUGGAACUCUGUGCUCGCUGGGUAUACGCAGAAUGAAGAGAUGUUGACGGCGGUGAAAUUUUUCAAUGAGACGAUGCCGGAGAAAGAUGAAUUUUCUUGGAAUUUGAUUGUGGAUGGGUUUGUGAAAAUUGGUGACUGGAAGUCUGCCUGGAAGUUCUUUGAGAGGAUUCCGAACCCGAAUGUAGUUUCGUGGGUGACAAUGUUCAAUGGGCUCGUGACAAGUGGGAGAAUUGCUGAGGCUCGGAGAUUGUUUGAUCAAAUGCCGGAAAGGAAUGUGGUUUCUUGGAAUGCAAUGUUGUCGGGUUAUGUGAAAAGUUUGCAAAUUGAUGAUGCUCUCAAGAUUUUCAUGGAGAUGCCAGAGAGGAACUCAGUGUCAUGGACAGCAAUGAUUAAUGGGUAUGCUCGAAUUGGCAAGCUCAAGGAAGCAAAGGAACUGCUGGAUAAGAUGUCUAUCAAGAGUGUGGGUGCACAAACUGCCUUGAUGUCUGGGUAUAUUCAGCACAAUAGGAUGGAUGAUGCUCGUAGAAUCUUUGAAGAAAUGCACACACGAGAUGUUGUUUGUUGGAACACCAUGAUUGCUGGUUGUUGUCAAUGCGGGAGAGUGGAUGAAGCUAAAGAAUUAUUUAAACGAAUGCCGAAAAAAGAUAUGGUCUCUUGGAACACUAUGAUCACAGGGUAUGCUCAGGAAGGACAAAUUGAUGAAGCACUAAGAACGUUUCAAGAAAUGGGCGAUAAAAAUACUGUCUCUUGGAACUCCAUUAUAUCUGCCUUAACUCAAAAUGGGUUCUAUGUCGAGGCACUUCAAUAUAUAAUGUGGAUGAGGAGGGAAGGAAAGAAACCAGACUGGUCUACGUUUGCUUGUGCCCUGAGUGCAUGUGCACAUCUUGCUGCCUAUCAAGCGGGUAAGCAACUGCAUCCUAUCCUCCUGAAGAGUGGUUAUGUUGAUAACCUUUUUGCUGGCAAUGCCUUGAUCAGUAUGUAUGCAAGGUGUGGAAGAAUUUCAAGAGCGAAACAAGUUUUUGAUGAAUUGGAAGCUGUGGAUCUUGUAUCAUGGAAUUCUUUAAUUGCUGGUUAUGCUCUCAGUGGUAAUGGGACUGAGGCGAUUUCGCUACUUAGGACGAUGGAGAGGAGCGGAAUAAAACCGGAUGAGGUCACCUUUGUUGGUGUUUUAUCGGCAUGUAGUCAUUCGGGGUUGAUUAACGAAGGAUUAGAUUUGUUCAAGUCUAUGAGCAAGGACUAUGCAGUUAAACCUGCUGCAGAACACUUUGCCUGCAUUGUUGAUUUGCUUGGUCGAGCGGGAAGGUUAGAAGAAGCUUAUGAACUCGUAGUGGGAAUGCAGGUAGAGGAAAAUGCUGGUGUAUGGGGAGCCUUGUUAGGAGCAUGUAGAAUAUAUAGGAACGCAGGACUCGCAAACAUAGCUGCUGAGAAGCUGUGUGAAUUCGAACCUUGUAAGUCUUCCAAUUAUGUCUUGUUAUCAAACAUACAUGCAGAUGCAGGUAGAUGGGAUGAAGUUGAGAGAAUGAGGGUGUUGAUGAAAGAGAGAGGAGUGAAGAAGCAAGCUGGGUGCAGUUGGGUGGAGAUCAAGAAUAAGUUCUGCGAAUUCUUUUCUGAUGAUCCAAAACAACCGGGGACAGCAGAAAUCUGUCUUGUUUUGGAGACAUUGACUGCACAAAUGAGGAACACUGGUCCCGUGCUUGGUCUUUCUGCAUUAGAUUGUGGGUAACUGUCUUGUCAGAGCUGAUGACACUCUGUAUCUGAUUGAAUGGAGAGCAAGAAACAAGAAUUCUAGAGAAAAUUCUAUCAAGCAGAGGCACUUUGGAAACAUGUUUCUCAAAUGCAGUGUUACGAGCCAUUCACAGAUACACCACGUGGGAUUGGUCCUCGUCAACUGCUCCUUCCCGUCAUACACUACUGAAAGCUAUUAGCUCUUAUUGAUGCUCCUAAUCUCCAAUGGUCCCAACAACAGAAGAUGCUGACACUUUAAAGGUUGUAUAAGCACUGUUCCUCUAAAGAGAAACACCCGCAUUGUUUUUCCACGCAAGAAGGCUCUAUAAAA